UUGGAGUUAUAAUUCUGCCGGGAAACUACCAUAUGUCUAUACUAUCGCUUGCUUUCCACUAUAACGCUAGCAACACGUAUUUGUUAAACAAGUUUAUAAUUAUCGUAGCAGCACAGCAGCGCAGACAUGAAGCAGGCUGAGGCGCUAGCUGUGUCUGGGUAACUAGUAAACACUAGGAACACGGGAAGGCGAGAAGUCUCAACAUUACCACGGCCACAGAAUAGACGUGGAAAAUGAGGAGGAGUCUUGCUCCCAGUCAGAUUGCCAAACGCAAGCAGGAGGGAGAUUCCUGUGAAGAUGAAUGGACAUGUAAAACUGAGAAAAGAAGAAAGGGUGAUAAUGAAGUGAGAGAAAAUUACAUUUCUCACUUCAGAAUGCCUCUGACGCAGCUCAACAACCGUCCUGCAUGUAUGGAUGGUGCAAAACAUGAGGCAUUUAUUCAAAGUAUCCUCUCCAAGCCAUUUAAAAUUCCUAUUCCAAAUUACACAGGCUCACUGGGAAUCAGGGCACUUGGUCUAAAACGUACAGGAUUGAGGAGACCACUUCAUGAUCCCUUUGCCAAAGAUGCUCUGGUUCUUUAUGAGCCUCCAGCUCUGAGUGCCCAUGACCUGAUCAAGGCUGACAAAGACAAACUACCUGUUCAUGUGGUCGUGGAUCCAAUUUUAGGCAAAGUGCUCAGACCCCAUCAAAGAGAGGGCGUAAAGUUCCUGUGGGAGUGUGUGACAGGCCGACGCAUACCAGGAUCUUAUGGCUGCAUCAUGGCAGAUGAGAUGGGGUUGGGAAAGACCUUGCAGUGUAUCGCCCUGAUAUGGACUCUGCUACGCCAAAGCCCUGACACUAAGCCAGAGAUAGACAAGGCCAUUGUGGUUUCACCUUCCAGCUUGGUUCGUAACUGGAAUAAUGAAAUUAGAAAGUGGCUGGGAACACAUGUUACUCCAUUGGCCAUUGAUGGAGGCUCAAAGAAUGAGAUCGACAGACAACUAGAGAGCUUUAUUUCUCAGCACAACUUGAGAGUAUUGACCCCCAUCCUGAUCAUUUCAUAUGAGACAUUUCGACUGCAUGCUGAGGUUCUGCACAAGGGCAAAGUUGGACUUGUCAUCUGUGAUGAAGGCCACCGGCUGAAGAACUCUGACAACCAGACAUACCAGGCCCUGAAUUCCAUGAGUGCCCAGAGGAGGGUGCUGAUAUCAGGCACACCCAUCCAGAACGACCUACUGGAGUACUUCAGCCUGGUCCACUUUGUUAAUGCUGGAAUCCUUGGCACAGCCCAGGAGUUUAAAAAGCAAUUCGAACUUCCCAUCCUUAAGGGUCGGGAUGCAGAUGCCAGCGAUAAAGAGAGACUGACUGGAGAAGAAAAACUGAAAGAGCUAAUCAGCAUAGUCAAUAGGUGUUUGAUAAGGAGGACUUCUGAUAUCUUGUCCAAGUAUCUUCCUGUGAAAAUUGAGCAGCUUGUGUGCUGCAGGCUGACCCCUCUGCAGACAGAGCUCUAUAAACACUUCCUGAAGCAGGCUAAACCCAUUGAGACGUUACAGCAGGGCAAAAUAAGUGUCUCCUCCUUGUCUUCCAUCACAUCACUCAAGAAGCUGUGCAAUCAUCCAGCGCUUAUCUAUGAGAAGUGUGUGGAAGGUGAGGAGGGCUUUGAAGGGGCACUGGAACUUUUUCCUCCAGGCUACUCAAUUAAAGCUGUUGAACCUCAGCUCUCUGGGAAAAUGCUGGUUCUCGACUACAUUCUGGCCAUGACAAGGACCACAACAACAGACAAAGUGGUGCUCGUCUCCAACUACACACAGACUCUGGACCUCUUUGAAAAGCUCUGUAGAUCUAGAAGAUACCUCUAUGCUCGGCUGGAUGGCACUAUGUCCAUCAAGAAAAGAGACAAGAUUGUGGAACGGUUCAACAGCCCAUCUAAUCCAGAGUUCAUCUUCAUGCUGAGCAGCAAGGCUGGUGGAUGUGGCCUCAAUCUGAUUGGUGCUAACCGCUUGGUGAUGUUUGAUCCUGACUGGAACCCAGCUAAUGACGAGCAAGCAAUGGCUCGGGUGUGGAGAGAUGGCCAGAAGAAGACCUGCUACAUUUACCGACUUGUCUCUACAGGGACCAUUGAAGAGAAGAUCCUGCAGAGGCAGGCCCAUAAGAAAGCCCUGAGCAGCUGUGUGGUGGAUGAGGAGCAGGAUGUGGAGCGUCACUUCUCUCUGGGUGAACUCCGAGAACUCUUCACUCUCAACGAAGACACUGCCAGUGAUACACACGACAAGUUCCGCUGUUGCCGCUGUGUGAGUGGCAGAGAAAUACGACCACCUGAUAAUGAUGCUGACUGUACCAGUGACCUCUCCCAUUGGAACCACUGUUUUGACAAGAAAGGCCUGAGGGACCCAGUGUUGAAAGCAUCCUGGGAUGCUGCUGUAUCCUUCGUCUUCCACCAGCGCUCUCAUGAGGACCAGAAGGGCAUUGUAUAGAAGGAGGAAUGUAACAGACUGUCAAUCACAUUACCACGUAUACUGUAAAUAUGGAUAUUUAUGUGUG
This is a messenger RNA of Archocentrus centrarchus (flier cichlid), 2520 nucleotides long. RefSeq names its product RAD54 like (gene rad54l). The record is from RefSeq and is a predicted model, not a curated record. The transcript is spliced from 18 exons. Bases 234 to 2453 code for a protein of 739 amino acids. Gene Ontology annotation, biological process: double-strand break repair via synthesis-dependent strand annealing; reciprocal meiotic recombination. Gene Ontology annotation, cellular component: nucleus. Gene Ontology annotation, molecular function: DNA translocase activity; ATP binding. NCBI's taxonomy places the organism in Eukaryota, Metazoa, Chordata, Actinopteri, Cichliformes, Cichlidae.